Molecule: messenger RNA, 2391 nt
Organism: Populus nigra (black poplar)
Lineage: Eukaryota; Viridiplantae; Streptophyta; Magnoliopsida; Malpighiales; Salicaceae
Product: lysM domain receptor-like kinase 3
Exons: 11
Coding region: 417-2159 (580 amino acids)
Biological process (GO): innate immune response; protein phosphorylation
Molecular function (GO): ATP binding; transmembrane receptor protein kinase activity
Source: RefSeq, a predicted model, not a curated record
GUUCAAACAUGAAAGGGAGAAAACAAUUAGGCAAAGAUUUGACAAUUCAAUUCUCGAGAAGAGAGAGAGAGAGAGAGACUCUGGAGCAUGAAGAAAUGGUAAAACCCGCAGGCUUGGGCUGCGUUGCGUGUCCAAUUAGAUAGAAGAGGUGAGAGAGCAAAGCAGCCAUCGCGUUCUUCACUCUCCAGCUCUUUUCUAUCUGGAAGAUCAACGCAAAACCGAGUUACUGAACACGACAACGUCGAGCAUCAGCCACUGAUUAUCUCUUUUUAAUAACCCAUUAAUUAAUUGCUUAACUACCUUAUCACCAUUAUCAUCGACAACUAACCCCCCCUCAAGUCAACCGUCAACAAAUCAGAAUCAGUUUCUCCGGUUCAUCUCCCCCCUCCUGCUCUGAACAGGAAGUUCUCGAAUCAAUGAAUCCCAAAUUAGGAUUUGGGUUUCUUCUUCUACUGUUACUCUGCUACUCAAUCGACUCGAAAUGCAGCAAAGGAUGCGAUUUGGCUCUAGCAUCCUACUACGUUUGGCAAGGAGCUAACCUUUCAUUCAUCGCCGAAGUUAUGCAAUCAAGCAUCUUAAAAUCAACAGAUUUCGACACCAUUCUCAGCUACAAUCCUCAAGUAACAAACAAAGACAGUCUCCCAUCUUUCAUCAGGAUCAGCAUCCCUUUCCCCUGUGAAUGCAUCAACGGUGAAUUCCUCGGCCACUUCUUCACCUACAACGUCAGAAGUCAAGACACUUAUGGAACGGUCGCCGAUACAUACUAUGCCAAUUUGACCACGACUCCGUCGUUGAUAAACUUUAAUAGCUACCCUGAGGUUAAUAUACCCGAUAACGGAGUGCUUAAUGUGAGUGUUAACUGUUCGUGUGGGGAUAGCUCGAUUUCUAAGGAUUACGGCUUGUUUAUGACGUACCCGCUCCGACCCGAUGAUACUUUGGCGUCGAUUGCCAAUCAGACCAAUCUCACGCAGUCGCUGCUGCAGCGUUAUAAUGUUGGUUUCGAUUUUAAUCAAGGGAGUGGUGUGGUUUAUAUUCCAACCAAAGAUACAAAUGGUAGCUACCGGCCCUUGAAGUCGAGGAAUAGCAGGUGGCGUUGUCGCUGGCAUAUGCAUAGCAGUAGCCGUGGCACUGUUGUUGGCAUACCUGGAAGUAACUCCAAUAAACCUGUGGAUGCAAUUGGGUCCCAAGGUCUUACAGGUAUAACUGUGGACAAGUCUGUGGAAUUCUCUUAUGAAGAACUUGCUAAGGCCACUGAUGACUUUAGUCUGGCAAAUAAGAUUGGUCAAGGAGGCUUUGGGUCUGUAUACUAUGCAGAACUGAGAGGCGAGAAAGCUGCCAUUAAGAAGAUGGACAUGCAAGCAUCAAAAGAAUUCUUUGCUGAGCUCAAGGUUUUAACACAUGUUCACCACCUAAACCUGGUCCGAUUGAUAGGAUAUUGUGUUGAGGGUUCUCUUUUCCUUGUCUACGAAUUUAUUGAAAAUGGAAACUUAAGCCAACAUUUGCGUGGCUCUGAGAAGGAUCCAUUGCCAUGGUCUACGAGAGUGCAAAUUGCCCUUGAUUCAGCUAGAGGCCUUGAAUACAUCCAUGAGCAUACUGUCCCUGUAUAUAUUCAUCGUGAUAUUAAAUCGGCAAACAUACUGAUUGACAAGAACUUCCGGGGAAAGGUUGCAGAUUUUGGAUUAACAAAACUAACUGAGGUUGGAAGUACAUCACUCCCUACACGUCUUGUGGGUACAUUUGGAUACAUGCCGCCAGAAUAUGCUCAAUAUGGUGAUGUUUCUCCGAAAGUAGAUGUUUACGCACUCGGGGUUGUCCUCUAUGAACUUAUUUCUGCUAAAGAAGCUAUCGUCAAGUCAAAUGGUUCUAGUGCUGAAUCAAGGGGCCUUGUUGCUUUGUUUGAGGAUGUUCUUAAUCAGCCUGAUCCUAGGGAAGACCUUCGCAAAGUAGUUGAUCCAAGGCUCGGAGAAGACUAUCCACUCGAUUCAGUUCGCAAGAUGGCCCAGCUUGGCAAGGCAUGCACCCAAGAGAAUCCUCAGUUGCGGCCGAGUAUGAGAUCCAUUGUGGUUGCUUUAAUGACUCUUUCAUCCUCGACAGAGGAUUGGGAUGUUGGCUCCUUCUAUGAAAAUCAAGCUCUUGUCAAUCUAAUGUCAGGAAGAUAGAAGGCAAGGUCAUCACAUCUUUUGAAAUGAUUAUGCGAAUACACCAAAAUCUUUUCAUGUAGAUGUAUACAUAUAUCGUUAAUCUGUAAAUUUGAUAGUUGGAAAUUGAUCUGGAGGGAAUAUAAAUUGUAGCAUUAAUCAUUUGAUGAAUGCAUAAAAUUCCGAAUGGUGUAUUUUUUUUGGUUGAAAUCUGAAAUAUCAGUUCAUUCAUCAACUUGAAUGGCUUAGCUUA